UAACACUGCUAGUACUCUGUAAAGUUUGCCCGUGUUUGGACCAUUAUCAGAAAAAAGAAAUGAUGACAAUAAUCAUCACGGACCAAUACGAAGAAUCCGAAAUCCGAGAUGGAGUCGGACAGUAGCAGGGUAGGGCACACCACUGCCCUGGCCCCCCCAAAUGUGCAGGAAGGGAAAACCGGCCACUCAUUCAGGCCAGUGGAUUGCAGCGAGCGAAACCGGUGGGCUCUGCCUCAUAUCGCGGCGUCGCCAUCAGCUUGCGUCUUUUGCCUAGUCGGGCGACCAUGGAUUGCCGCCUAUUUAUAGCAGCUUCUCUUCUCCUCGCUUAGCUUACCUCCACAAUCACACUGAGCUAACCUCCAUUUCCACCAUCUCCGAGCUUCUUGUUGUUGUUGUUGUUGGUUUGGUUUGCGAGUCUGCAACCAAUGGACGCGUCUCCGAGCUCCUCGUCGUCGUCUCCUGUGGCGCCGGAGGUGGUGCAAUGGGCCGGCGGCGCCGACGGCUUUGGCUCGGCGGCGAUCGGCUUCGCGUGCAGGGUGCUCUGCGCCGUCGCCACCUGCGUCUUCGCCGCAGUGGGGUCGGUGGUCGGGGCGGUGACCGGGAGCGCGAUCGGGCUGGCGACGGAGAGCGGAAUGCUGCGCGGCGCCGGCAUCGGCGCCAUCUCCGGCGCCGUCUUCUCCAUCGAGGUCGCCGAGUCGUCGCGCGACCUCUGGCACUCCAGCGACUCCGCCGUCUGGUGCCUCGUCUACAUGGUCGACAUCAUCUCCAGCCUCCUGAGUGGAAGGCUGGUGCGGGAGAAGGUGGGUCCCGCGGUUCAGAGCGCGGUUCAGAGUCAGAUAAGCGCCAUCAGCUCGCCGUUCGCCGAGACCAGCGACCUGUUCGAGACCGGCGGCACCAAGGGUUUACCGGCGGACACGCUCCGCCGGCUGCCGGCGAUCAAGAUCACCGGCGACAACGCCGUCGACUCCGCCGGCGAGCCCAUCUGCUGCUCCGUGUGCCUCCAGGAUUUCCGCGUAGGUGAGAUGGCAAGAAGGCUACCAAGCUGCCGGCACGUGUUUCACGUGCCGUGCAUCGACUGCUGGCUGGUGAGGCACGGCUCCUGCCCGCUGUGCCGGCGAGACAUCUGAUCGAUCGUGAUCAAAAUCUCGCAUCUGAUGAACGAUCAGUUCAUGUCAUCGUACUCCGAAUCGGACACGGCGAUGAAUGGUGGAUCGAGUUCGUGGUACAUAGGUUGUGUGUAGUAGAGUAGAACGAACUACUGCAUCCUGAUAUCCGUAAGGGGAAUGGGUGUGAGCAAGUGAUUGCAAUCUCGUGAAGAUGGAGAGAGAAUGAGACCUUCCAAAAAAAAAUCUUUUUUACUGUCCUUGAGUAGUUACCGGAAGGGAAUAUUGUACCGUGGUAUCUCUGUUGCGUUGAGGUAUCGGAAUGUAUUGUAAAUUUACAGUAAAAAUCGUUGUAACUUUAGGUAUCUUUUCAAGAAUACUGGAGGCGAAAAAAUGGCAUGUGUGUAGCAAUCACUUUGAUGAGAUGAAUGAACUGGCAGAAACUGUGGAUAAGGAAAAGAGGA
Messenger RNA from Oryza sativa Japonica Group (Japanese rice), 1567 nucleotides. Its product is annotated as NEP1-interacting protein 1. NCBI's taxonomy places the organism in Eukaryota, Viridiplantae, Streptophyta, Magnoliopsida, Poales, Poaceae. The record is from RefSeq and is a predicted model, not a curated record.